Molecule: messenger RNA, 1134 nt
Organism: Geodia barretti
Lineage: Eukaryota; Metazoa; Porifera; Demospongiae; Tetractinellida; Geodiidae
Source: the annotation of a GenBank genome assembly
AUGCUGUCCACCGUGCAGGACACGGGCAGGUACGGCUACCAGCGCUUCGGAAUGCCCACGGCAGGCGCGAUGGACACGUUCGCACUCCGCGCCGCAAAUGCGCUGCUCGGCAACGACCUUGGCGCCGCCGGUAUAGAAGCCACCGUGCUGGGCCCGCGCAUAAUCCUGCUUGCAGACACGCGGAUCGCCAUUACGGGCGCAAAUGUAUCUCCGACGGUGGAUCGCGAGCCGAUACCCAUGUGGCAAGCUGUGUCCGUCCGCAAGGGCAGCAGGCUUGAGUUCCACGGACCGAAGGACGGAAUGCGCGCUUACCUCGCAGUUGCGGGCGGCAUAGAUGUUCCCGUGAUAAUGGGCAGCCGCUCGACCUAUAUGAAAGCCGCAAUCGGCGGCUUGGAUGGCAGGCAAUUGCGCUCCGGGGACAUCCUCAACGCCUUCGGAGAUGCCCUGAGCGCGCUGCGACCAGUUCUACGCUUCCCCACAGAAGCGAUACCCAAGUACGGCGUCAAUCAUGAACUGCGUGUGGUUCUCGGACCGCAGAAUGCUGCCUUCACUCAGUCAGGCAUCGACACAUUCCUGAACUCAACCUACACCGUGUCCAUCAACUCCGACCGCAUGGGAUACAGGCUUGAAGGCGAGCCUAUCGAGCACGUCACAGGCCCAGACGUGAUAUCCGACGGCACGCCCUUGGGCGCAAUCCAGGUACCCGGCAGUGGAGAGCCAAUCAUUCUGCUCGCCGACAGAGGCACGACCGGAGGUUACACAAAGAUCGCCACCGUCAUCAGCGCCGACAUCAGCAGGAUAGCCCAGGCAAUGCCCGGGCACACCAUCACAUUCAGCGCUGUCUCGGUAGACGAAGCGCAGGAAGCGCACCGCAAGCAAGAGGAGUUGCUGCACUCCGUCCUGAAUGAGUCCACCCCAACCGCUAAACUUGCAGUUGUGAUGAACGACGACAUCUCUGAUAUACUCGGUGAGGAUGGCAAGCCGCUCAAUCUGCCAAUCUCAGGCGAAUCGGCAGCACAUCUCCUGAACGGCAAGGUGCGAAUAGGCGGCACAGCCUUCGAGCUUCAGAUAAACGCGCGGCGCAUUGACUCGACAAGCAUGCCCGACAAAGCAGCAAUAAAAUGCAAGGAGUAA